AUGGUCUCAAGUGAAGAUCUGUUCUGGGGCCCACUCUCUCACAUUGCCAGCACUGGACCCAUCACUUUGUUUUUCUCUUCCUUAGGUCACAUCACCAUGAAACAACUGAUAGCCAAGAAGAGGCUUUUGGCAGCAGAGGCGGAGGAACUGAAGCCGCUGUUUCUGAAGGAAGUUGGCUAUCACUUUGAUGACUUUGUGACGAAUCUCAUUGAGAAGUCUGCGUCUCUGGACAAUGGUGGCUGUGCACUCACAACCUUCUCCAUUAUUGAAGAAAUGAAAAAGAACCACCGAGCCAAAGACCUGAGAGCACCUCCAGAGCAAGGGAAGAUUUUUAUUGCAAGGCGGUCUCUCUUAGAUGAGCUGUUUGAAGUGGACCACAUCAGAACAAUUUAUCACAUGUUCAUCGCGCUCCUCAUCCUCUUUAUCCUCAGCACACUCGUGGUGGAUUACAUUGAUGAAGGAAGGCUGGUGCUUGAGUUCAAUCUCCUGGCCUAUGCUUUUGGCAAACUUCCUACUGUUAUUUGGACAUGGUGGGCCAUGUUCCUGUCUACACUUUCGAUCCCUUAUUUCCUGUUCCAACGCUGGGCCCACGGCUACAGCAAGAGUUCUCAUCCGCUCAUCUAUUCCUUUAUCCACGGGUUUUUCUUCUUAGUCUUUCAGCUUGGAAUUCUAGGUUUUAUGCCGACCUAUGUUGUCUUAGCGUAUACACUGCCACCGGCCUCCAGGUUCAUCGUUAUACUUGAACAGAUUCGUAUGAUAAUGAAGGCUCACUCUUUUGCCAGAGAGAAUGUGCCUCGAGUGCUCAAUGCAGCCAAGGAGAAGUCAAGCACAGUUCCAGUACCCACAGUCAACCAGUACCUGUACUUCUUGUUUGCUCCUACGCUUAUUUACCGUGACAGCUAUCCAAGGACUCCUGUUGUACGAUGGGGUUAUGUUGCUAUGCAGUUUUUACAGGUUUUCGGUUGCCUGUUUUAUGUCUAUUACAUCUUUGAGAGGCUCUGCGGCCCGCUGUUCCGGAACAUCAAACAGGAGCCCUUCAGCGCCCGAGUCUUGGUCCUGUGUGUAUUUAACUCCAUCUUGCCAGGUGUGCUGAUGCUGUUCCUUACGUUUUUUGCCUUUUUGCACUGCUGGCUCAAUGGCUUUGCUGAGAUGAUGCGCUUCGGUGACAGGAUGUUUUACAAGGACUGGUGGAACUCUACGUCAUACUCCAAUUACUACAGGACCUGGAACGUGGUGGUCCAUGACUGGCUCUACUACUACGCUUACAAGGACCUCCUCUGGUUUUUCUCCAAGAGGUUCAAAACUGCUGCCAUGCUGGGUGUCUUCGCCCUGUCCGCUGUUGUGCAUGAGUACGCUCUCGCCGUCUGCUUGAGCUAUUUCUACCCGGUGCUCUUUGUUCUCUUCAUGUUCUUUGGAAUGGCUUUUAACUUCAUUGUCAACGACAGUCGGAAAAGGCCAAUCUGGAACAUUAUGAUGUGGGUUUCUCUUUUCCUGGGCCAUGGAGUCAUUCUGUGCUUUUAUUCUCAAGAAUGGUAUGCCCGUCAGCACUGUCCUCUGAAGAACCCUACAUUUCUGGAUUACGUCCGGCCGCGGUCCUGGACUUGUCGGUACGUGUUCUAGAUGCCCUGGCUCUGCCUCCGUCCUUGCCACUGAAGAUUGGACAUUCUUCUGACUCCGAGCCAGCUGUCAGCAACAGAUGCUGAGCGUAUCUCUGCCACGUCGUUGACUGCUCUGGCCUUUCCGGAUGGCUCACCUGAAGCUGGGUUGUGGGAAGUUCACUUAGUGCUUUUCUUGUUUUGUUUCCUUUUAGAGAGAAAGAAGACCAGUAUCUGAGCUAAUGGCAGAUUUUUGUGGGAAAAUCUCAGCUCAAGCCUUGGUAGCUUUAUCUGUUUAUUUCAUUGAUUCUAUCCAAC
Molecule: messenger RNA, 1913 nt
Organism: Acomys russatus (golden spiny mouse)
Lineage: Eukaryota; Metazoa; Chordata; Mammalia; Rodentia; Muridae
Gene: Soat1
Product: sterol O-acyltransferase 1
Exons: 15
Coding region: 1-1620 (539 amino acids)
Biological process (GO): cholesterol homeostasis; cholesterol metabolic process; cholesterol efflux
Cellular component (GO): endoplasmic reticulum membrane
Molecular function (GO): cholesterol binding; fatty-acyl-CoA binding; cholesterol O-acyltransferase activity
Source: RefSeq, a predicted model, not a curated record